This is a messenger RNA of Cladocopium goreaui, 2037 nucleotides long. Lineage: Eukaryota; Dinophyceae; Suessiales; Symbiodiniaceae. The record is from the annotation of a GenBank genome assembly.
AUGGCUGCAGUGAGCAUUCCCUGGGCUGGUCAUGCUGAUCUGGAGCCCAUUGUUUUAACACCCGCUUCAGGCUACAAUGCUUCCAGAUCUUCCAGGACACCUUCCAGGGACAAGUCUCGGCCGGUGAAGUUCCAGGAUCUCCCUGCAGGCCUCGCACCAGUCAGCCGUGAGGAGACCACGUCAUCGCCAUUCCGCUGGGAGGAGGAUGAGUGGCGCUCCUUGUGGCAACAGCAACGCAGAGCAGAGCAACAGCUCAACGAACUACUUCAGCUCGAGAAGGAUCGAGGUGCUGCAGUGAAGGAGCUUCGACAGGAUGUUCAUGCUAUGGGCAGAGCCGUGGCAAUCUUGCAGGAUCAGGGCCUGGGGCCGCCGCGGGAAGCCGUGGAAGCCGUGGAAGCCGUCGCGACCUGCACGGUGUCCGCGGUGGCGUGGUUGGCGCGGCGCGCAAGACGAAGGAAGGUGGUGUGCUUCAGCAGCGACCGAGAUGGAGAUGAGGUGGGUGGCCCAGUAGCGCUGGUGCUACGAUCCAAAUUGCAGGAGUUGGCAAAGACCAGCAGCGCACAACGGGCUGCCCAGCGUUGGCAGGAUUUGGGCAAUGCCAAAGUGCUGAUGCCAGAGAACACCAUCCCUUGGGGUGUCACACAUUUCAUAGGAGGUGCUGUCAUGGGCCAAUUCCCGGAGCUUUGCUACAGCUCCUUGUUGCAACCCUUUGUGGAUAAGACCGGGAUGGCUGUCAUUUGCACGCCCUACCAGCUUUCAAGAGAUCAUCAGGAGUUGGCUGACACAGCUGCGGCUGACCUGGCAGAGGCGAUGGAGCUGGGGCAGCAGCGUUUUGGCUGGGCCAAGGAUCGCAUGCCUCGCCUUGCCAUGGGCCAUUCCCUUGGCGCGAAGCUUCAGGUCUUACUCUGCUGCCAGCAGCCGGAUCCAAUGCUCUCGGGGGUUGCGCUCUUGGCUUUCAACAACUUUGGAGUGGAAGACCAGGUGGCUCUCCUUCGAGAAUUCUUGAAGGUGGUGCAGGGAAACAGUGGCCUGAGCGGUUUGGGCGGAGACCAACUCUGGGAAACCUUCUUGGAACCGGCGAUCGGCCGUGCUGCCAAACUUUCAGGGCUGCAAUUUACUCCGGGUCCAGACGAAGUGCUUGACAUGGUGGAGGAGAGCUACAAGCCCGACUUGCGGACAAGGCUCUUCCGCUUUAGCGAUGACUCCUUAGACUGCAGUGAGGAGCUGCUGUCGUCCUUUGUGAUGCGACGUGCGCGAAACGCCGACCGCCUGGAGAUGAAGGGCGGGCACCUCACCCCGGUGGUCUUAUCCUUGGCUGACAUGGCGCCUGCUGGAGGUGCUGUGGGUGACGUCGCAGAGCGCCUCAAGGAGCGUUUCGGUGGCUUUGGCGCAACGUUGGGCAGUGAGGCAGAGUUGGAGGAGAUUUGGGGGGCUGGGCUGGUUGAGGUGGCUGCAACUCUAAGGGCACAACGGGAAGCAAGGCCUGCUGUAGAGGCUCAACGUCUUGAUUUCCACAGCCUUCGCCUCUCUGCGCUCUUUGGUGCUGUGAGGCGUUUGAGGGAGGCACAGGCACGUGAAGUGUCGUUGCGGAAAGCCAUGGGAAGCUGGUCGGAGCUUGUUAAGGCUCGCAAGGCCAAGGAUCAUUUCGAACGCAACAAUGCUGUGCCGACUUCCGGAAAUACAGACAGGUUUGUGGAGAUGAUGGAGGCCCUUGAGGGCCAGGCUGUUGCUGUUCAGGAUCUGAGUGAACUUGUUCGAGCUGAGCUGAAAACAGAGGCCGACCGCGAAAAGUUGUGCCGCGUGGAGUUGGAUGACGAGGCCAUUCAGAAGUUGUCACGGCGAGUGGACGCCUUGGAGGCCAAAGGAGCAGACCUUGCGGCGAUUCUGCAGGAGGCGAAACGCAUGGAACAGCGGGCAGAAGAAGCGGCGGAGCAGGUGCAGCAAAGGACUGACAUGGCGGUGUCGAAGUUGCUACACCGCCUGCAGGACGGGAACUUGACUCUUGGAUGCCUGCGAUUGCCUGCGUUUCAAUCCUAA